GAUUUUCAUCCCCAAGAAGCACCGGCAGCGGUUUGACGAGGUGGUGUCGCAGAGCCUGAUCAGCAAGCUCUGCCGCUCCAAGAGCGAGCAGCACAGCAACCGGCUGCGGCGCAGCCGGAGCGAGGACCACCAGGAGCGGCUCCUCGUCUCCACCCGCGCCAGCUCCGUGCCCCGCAGCCACGAGGAGGUCAGCAAGAGCCUGCGGAAAACCACUUCGCUCAUCACCAGCAAUGUGGCCUCGGGGGCUGCCCGCAGAACUGUGCGAGUUUAUAAAGGCAACAGAAGUUUUGGCUUCACGCUACGCGGCCAUGCCCCGGUGUGGAUCGAGUCUGUUCUGCCAGGGAGCCCAGCUGAGAAGGCUGCUCUCAAAGCUGGUGACCGGAUCCUGUUCCUCAACGGUCUGGACAUGAGGAACUGCUCCCACGACAAGGUGGUGUCGAUGCUGCAGGGCAGCGGGGCGAUGCCCACCUUGGUGGUGGAAGAGGGGAUCGUCAACUUCUCCAAUGACUCUGACUCUGCCGACUCCCCGAGCACCUCCUCCGCCCUCACCUCCCUGCAGUGGGUCGCAGAGAUACUCCCCUCUAGCAUCAAGAUUCAAGGAAGGACCUUCACCCAGCAGCUGGAGCACCUGCUGACUCCACCUGAGCGCUAUACCAUCUGCAAAGCGCUGGAGGGCUUCUUCCAACAUCGGAAUAUUGACACUCUCAUUGUGGAUGUGUACCCGGUGCUGGACACACCGGCCAAGCAAGUCAUUUGGCAGUUUAUCUACCAGCUGCUGACGUAUGAAGAGCAGGAGCACUGCCAGCAAAAGAUUGCCAGGUUUCUUGGUUACAAGUCCUUGGCAGCUGAGCCAGACGCUGAGGACCGCUACCGCAGCUCCGUCCGAGGGGCCUCCUUGUGCCGGGGAAGCCUUCGAACCCCCCACCCCGAGGAAGGGGGGGCAGCAGGCCAGAGCGACACCGUGGAGGUCCCGGUUCGCCUGAUCCCUGGAGAGAGACAGGCUGGCGACGGCACGUCCCUCCCGGAGACACCCAACCCCAAAAUG
This is a messenger RNA of Leptosomus discolor (cuckoo roller), 1045 nucleotides long. NCBI's taxonomy places the organism in Eukaryota, Metazoa, Chordata, Aves, Leptosomiformes, Leptosomidae. The record is from RefSeq and is a predicted model, not a curated record.